This is a messenger RNA of Trichomonas vaginalis G3, 888 nucleotides long. RefSeq lists its product as uncharacterized. The transcript has a single exon. The coding region runs from base 1 to 888 and encodes 295 amino acids. The record is from RefSeq and is a predicted model, not a curated record. NCBI's taxonomy places the organism in Eukaryota, Parabasalia, Trichomonadida, Trichomonadidae.
AUGAUUGAAUAUUAUGAGCAUGGAUUUAAUAUUGAUAACAAUCCAAACUAUAUUUAUUUCAUGCUUGGACUCCUUAUUCCAUUCGCAGUGAUCUUUAUUUUAUCAAUAAAAGGUCAUAAUUUGGAAUCAUAUUGGUUCGUUCUCGGACCAGCUCUUUGUAUCCUUUUCUGCUCAUUAUUACCCGAAGCUGCAAUUCGAUUUAUUCAUCGUUACAUCCUAAUUGCGUUCGAUUUCCCAGUUGCAUAUGUCGAAACUUGCCUUUUCAUCCAACUCAUUAACUAUUUGUCCAGAAUAAUCCGUAACAAGUAUUACAACGAUGAACAACGUAUAUACAAAACUAUCCUGUGCUUUAUUUCUUUACCAGCUCUUGUGAUUUCUUUUACAAUUCUCUUCGGAGGACUCCAUCCAGAGAACAUCAAAUUCCUCCAUGGAAUUACAUUUGGAGGAGUUGUGUUUUGUUUCAUUUAUUCAAUUGUAGCAGAUAACGGAAAUUUAAUUGAUACUUCUUUGCUUGCUUUAAAGAUUGUUCUUAUCGUUGCUCCUACACUAUCUACAGCUACAGGUAUAAUAACGCAGAUUCUUCGAAUAAUUCUAGUAAUUAUUUCAAUUUCUUCUUACAACUUCAAAUACGAUGAGCCAGAUUUCGAUUUAAAGGUUCUUAAUGCCUUCAAGAAAGAUCUCAAUGAAGAAUGUGCUCCAAACAUUUGCAAAUCGUUUACUUGCCUUUUCAUCACUUACAUUUUGAUUUCACCUUCAGGAUUUAUCAACCCAAAGCCUCCUGUUUCAACUCUCUACGCACUUGCUCACCCAGCUGUUUUUAUUUUUUACUUAUUGAACGAAGCUUUAUAUUAUCACGUUUAUAAGACACCAAAAUCACAAAACUCAUGA